Molecule: messenger RNA, 2848 nt
Organism: Clarias gariepinus (North African catfish)
Lineage: Eukaryota; Metazoa; Chordata; Actinopteri; Siluriformes; Clariidae
Gene: fam234b
Product: family with sequence similarity 234 member B
Exons: 13
Coding region: 16-1923 (635 amino acids)
Molecular function (GO): protein binding
Source: RefSeq, a predicted model, not a curated record
CUGUUAUUAGCGGUCAUGGCCACCGCUCUGUCCCGCGCGCUCAAACUGCCAGGGAAGAAGGGCACGGAGCUGGGUGAGUAUGACCCCUUGACCCAGGUGGACAGUGAGGAUGAUAGCGAGGAGGAUGAUCUUGUCCUGAAUUACCCACGGAAUGGCCUCAGCUCACACUCACAUGCCGCCACGCUCAGGCUGGCACAAGAGGAGGCGGAGCUACACGAGGAGGACGAAGAGGAUGCGUGGAGACAUGGUGGUGUGAAGGACAGAAGGGGCGAGUCAAGAGGGGCAACUGAUGAGGGGGUGGGGUUGGUCAGCGAGGGCCCAGGGCAGAAGGCUAAAGUCAGGGCUGCGGUCCGCACCGCGGCGUUCGUGGUGCCACUGAUCUGCGCCACGAUGUUCGUCUUGCUGUUCGCCUUCCUGGUGCCAUGCCAACAAGGGGCCUCACAAAGACAUAAGGAGUGGGAGACCGAAGUGGGACACGCAGGCGGUGUGACCUCACCUCCCAUGGCAUUAUGGGAUGUAGACGGGGACGGAGUCGAGGACUUAUUAAUCGCAGUCAUGAGGAUCAACAACAGCAGCCAGCAGAACAGUUUUUUAGGAAACAACAAAGAGUACAGUGUGGUAGCUCUUCAUGGAGUGAACGGCUCAGUGAUCUGGACCCGCUCUCUUAAGGAGCCGCUCUCCUCCGUGCAGUGUUCAGCUCCCAGUACCUGCCUGCUCAUCACCUCAACACACUUGAGUGGUAUAAACGCAUCUACAGGUAAGAGGUUGUGGGAGGUGCCAGCAGGUGAGGUGGAGUCACCGGCUGUGGCUGUUCCUGAUUUGCAGGGAGAUUCUGUUCCAGACCUGCUGAUUGCUACUUUACCCGCAGACCAGGAAUCAGAUCUGUCUCUAGUCCUGCACUCGGGAUUGACAGGCUCUCUGAUUGGCCAGCCAGUGAACUUUAACCUCACAGCACAGGGAAAGCUGAUUGGUCCCUUGCUUCAUGAGACGGCAGUGGGAGCGUACUACAUCCUGUUUGGUUUGGGCACAGUAGAAGCGGUAUCUCUGAGAGAUGUUUAUAGACAGGCGACGGGACGAACAACUGUUCCCUCGAGUCUUGGUGUGAAGGACCCCUUGUGGGAGAAGCAGAGAAAGAACUCAUCUACACUUAUACACAUCUAUAGUGGUGGUGAUAAGGUUGAGUAUUUCCUCCCCCUGGUGGCCGGGGUGUGUAAUAACCACAAUAACCUGGACGCUGAGUCGAGUCGUAACUCCAGCCGCAGUGACUGGGUGUUGGUGUUUGUAAACAGUCGCAUCUCUGUCAUCCGAGAAAGAGACAUACGCACCACCUGGACCAUUAGCUCCUCCUCCAUACACAGUCGUCCUGCUAUUGGUCAUUUUAAUGAUGACGGUGUUCCUGAUCUGCUCAUCCAGCAAUCUGCUAAUGGCGUUCGAAAGGUCCAGAUCAUUGACGGAGCUCAAGGGCAGCGCCUGUGGGAGGCGGAGUUUAUUUGUCCCCUCCUUGUUCUGGAAGGUUCCACCAUUAUGACCACAUCUGGCCAGUCUGUGUUCCUGUUCUGGGCAGGAGAUCCGCUCCCGGCAUCGAAAAACGUUACUAAGAUCAGCCCACCUGAGCCAGUCCUCCGCAGACUAUUUCUCUUUCACCCAGAGUAUCCCACAAUCCUCCAGGAGCUCACCAGCACCACUGAUACAGCCCUCACGGCUACAGUAAGUUAUGACGAGGAGCAGAAGGACGUGUCCUACGUGGUGGUGGUGUCCCGGCCCGUCUCGGGUCUCGGCCCCGGAGUUCAGCUGGUGAAGAGUGUGAGUGUGAGAGCAUCUCUGACCAGAGCCGCCACCGUACGCCUGAGCGAUGACUCGCGUGCACACACCGCCUUCCAGAUCGAUAAGUUCUUCAAAACCCUGUCCUUCAGACGGCAGUGAGACGCUGAUGGAUCAGGAUGAGAAUGAGGAUCAGGAUGUUCACACUGUUACAUAUUUAUUUACAUUAAUUUAUUUAUUAAGAUGAUGAUGAUGAUGAGACAAUGUAAUCAGGGCCGAGUGUUAACAUUCCAUUUUAAUAAAAUGAUCAUGAACCAAAAUGAAGCUGUCACUUUACACAACAGGAGCUGCUUUGCUAAUAGUCAUGCUAACACUAGCAGCAUAGCGCUCGUUAAAAGCACAUUAUAGAUAAUAAAAAAAUAAAAAUGUACUGAUUUGAACAAGCAGAGCUUGUUUUGAGCGCCUAUAUGUUUAAAAUAAAUGUAAUAAAAAGUCACAGCGCAUGCUUUGAAGCAAUGCUUUUAUUAGCGUUAAUGUUAACGUUAGCAGUCUAUGGCAUAGCAGAAAACUGUAAAACUAGCUAGCGUAAUGUAGCGCUAGGCUCCUGUUCAGUGUGCUGCUCGUUUCUACCUUGGACCACUAUUUGUUUGUUUGUUUGUUUGUCCACAUAUUCCUUCUUUGACUUUUAUGUAAAUGGCCGUCCUGUAAAUAACCUGAGUUGGUUGAGUUGUCGUCAUGGUGACAGGUUCCCGCCCACUGACCAUGACAUUGCUGUUUUCCUGGUCGCCGGUGCAGAAGUGCACAGUGUGUUGGAGAGAGUGAGUGUGUGUGUGUAAGAUAUUAUUAAAGAAAUGAUGGGUGUAUGUAGGUGACUGUGUGUGUGUGAGGACUGAACAUAAUGUAAAUAUAUUUAGACUGUUUUCUGCAAAUAAGCACAACGAACAAACUUGCUGUUGGUUUAACAGAACAAACAGACAUGUGAGAAUGCUUCCCCUAGUGUGUGCACAAACACACACUCACGCUUUUAUUUACAUUGUUUCUGCAGUGUUAUAAGAGUAACUACUGUUCAAUAAAGAGUAAACAUUAA